AACUACUAGACAAAAAAGAAACAAAUAAUUCGCUUCAUCGCCUCCAUUUUAAUUUCAAUUUUCACUUUACUUUACUUGCAAUUUUUUAAUGUUUUUUGUUCAAGUGCCCGAAGUUUUGAUAGCGCGCCAUUUCCGCAUUUAGGAAAAAAAAACGAAAAUGUGCUUGAAAUAAUUACUGCUCGAAACUCGAACUCUAACGAAAUGCAAAUUAAUUACAAAUAAUCGAAUGAAAUAAUUUUGUUUUUUUGAAGAGACCAAAAGAAAAAAUAUUUAAAGAUGGCAACGAGCAAAUUGAACAGCCAAAUCUGCAGGAGCAGCAGGCCAAAAUCAUCAUCAACAUCUUCAAAACCAGCAGAUACAACGAGCCAAAUCAGCAGAGGACGACUAACACUGAAUCACUUAGUGAUCUGCGGUUGCCUGGUAAUGAUCUCCAUAGCAUCUGUAACCAUGGCCAAACCACCGGAUCAGGAAGCUAUCCAUCACACAAAUGCUGAAUUCCCGGAAGAGGACAGCGACAUGCUGAUGGAGCCGAAUGAUUUUUCGCCAAUCACCGUACUGCGAUCGCAUGAGCAGCACUUCCAUAUGCCGCCGACUACGCAACUUCAGCCGCAGCAGCAGAUUCCACAGAUCCCGCAAAGUCGAAUUCAGCCGAGAGCUCAGCCCAGGCAAUUUCAAUCGGCCGCCGCCCAACAGAGCAAUCAUCCCGAUGAGGAGGAGCAAUUCCGACCCAUUGCCAAUCCAAAUACGAAAAUAGUGGGCGAUUCGCAUACGCAGGCGGCCCAGAAUUUCUAUCCACCGUUCUACCAUGAGGCUCCGCCAUUGGGCCAUUCGAGACCCUACUUUGGACACGGUCCUCCGGUCGCGGAGACGACUCCCUUGAACCUGCCCCUGCCUUUAUUGGGACCCCAACAGCAGCAGCAACCGCAACAGGUGGCCACUCAGCAAAGGAAUUUCGAUGCCAGCAUUCUGGGCAGCGGAGAUUUCGGUGUUCUGCGCGGCGGAACCUUUUAUCCCGAGGAGGAGAUGCCCUAUCAUCCCGAGGACAACAGCGACUACAUCUACGGCGAUGCCAACAACGGACACGGACGUCCCUCCGAGGGUUUCGUCCAGAAGUACACCUAUCCGGAGGAGCAAUUCGCCAAUUUCCGUGAUUUUGCGGACAUCAAUACACCCGCCGAUUCGGCAUUUUCGCAAUUCGUGGUGGUCUAUGCGGCCAAAAAUGCCACAGCUCCGCACUCACAUCCGCAUCCCAAGAACAUAUUCGAGCAGCUGGAGCUGCUGGACAGGGAGAAGGAGCUGGAGAAGAAGACCAAAACCACCGCCUCAUCCAAAAACAAGUCGAAGUUGUCCAAGACAAAGUUGCAGAAGAAGUACCGCAAGAAGGCGGGUCCCAAAAUCCAGGAUCCCCUGGAAAUAGAGCCUUUAUUGGCCCUCAGUUAAGCGUCUCUAUUGUCUAUACAAAAAAAAACAAACAAACAAAAUACCUAA
Messenger RNA from Drosophila takahashii, 1488 nucleotides. RefSeq lists its product as uncharacterized. Lineage: Eukaryota; Metazoa; Arthropoda; Insecta; Diptera; Drosophilidae. The record is from RefSeq and is a predicted model, not a curated record.